ACGGAACACGUGCUCGUGCAACAAUAGCUCUAACCUUUUUCGAAUCAUUGUGAGAUCAGUGGCAUUCGCCAGAUUUUUGUGACGACCCGGUGAAAUUUUUUUAAAUCUCUGUUAAUAAGAAUUUUAGGUCCUAGUGGCCGGCAAAACAUUGCACAAUGUUGCACGACAAUCUUGAAAUCUUUUGCGAUCGAAGUGACAAGUAUAAACAAGAAUUUGCGCGCUAUCUGAAAUCCGAGGAUUUGACUGAAAAUGAACGCAAUACUGUUCUUCAAUCGUUGUGCCGUUUUUUGAUGGAACCUUCCUGCACAAAAGAUGUUGCGGAAUGUUUCCCACAGUAUCUUCUGUUAUUAAUGUCUCGAGUUAUACGAACAAACUUUUCCAAAUCGUACAUCCCCGGUGGAGUGUCUAAGUUGCACAGGCUGAAUUGUGUCGUCAUAGGCUCAUUGGUGCCUAUUAAUCCUGAUGUUCUUGGAUUCUCUCUGCAUUAUUUCGAAUCGAAUCCAGCACCGUUUGCGUCUCUGGUUGAUAAUUUGGCUAUGAUACCGAAAAGAAGGAGGGAAGACGAUUUUCCUUUUGAAGCGAGAGAAGUAUCUACUUUAGAAAUAAUAACAGCAAGUUAUAAUAUUUUGGAAGCUGCCCCUGAACAUUUUACUCAUAAAUGGAAUUGGUCAGAGUUUUAUGACUUUUUGUCCAACGACGACGACAGCGUUAAAUGGAUUGCACUAAAGUGCAUUGGGAUUGUUCUGCAAAUGUCAGAAUCGACUCGACUCUCAUGCGCAAAAUCAUUGUUGAAAGAUCCUGAGCGUUUUCUUCUGGAGCAACGAAACGAAAAUUCACUCGCAGUUUUGACCAGCUCAAAAAAUCAUCUCAUCGAAAUGACAGAGGUGUCGAAGGAUUCUGAUUCCCUCGUAGCGAUCGCAGGUGUGCUUUUACCGGUUUUCAAUUCCAAAGAACGUCCGAAAAAAACGAAUUUGAUUCCGGUACCUUCGACGGAGUCAAAUCUGAGAAGUCUCGCGUUGGCAGUCGCCUCCAGACGCUGCAUUUGUCUUCAAGGCUCUGUCGGAUGUGGCAAAACUGCCCUUGUCGAAUAUUUGGCCGACAUAACCGGGCAUAGGAAUUCGAACUUCGUGAAAGUUCAAUUAGGCGACCAGACGGACUCGAAAAUGUUACUCGGAACUUACAGGUGCACCGAUAUACCCGGUGAAUUCGUUUGGCAACCGGGAGUACUCACGCAAGCCGUCAUUAACGGGAAAUGGCUUUUGCUCGAGGACAUCGACAGUGCUGCUCUCGACGUCGCUAGUUGUCUGAGCAACCUCAUAGAAACCGGGACCCUCUCGGUUCCUGGUUAUCGUGACACGAUUUACCCUAAAAGUGGAUUCCAACUAUUUUUAACCCAAAGACUGAUUCCAACAGCCUCGGGAUUUCAUCGUCAGUCGACCGGGGCUUCGAAUCUUUUGGAAAAACAUUGGUUCUGCGUGCACGUUGAUUCGCUUACGCGCGAAGAACUCGUAAUCGUUGUAAAGAGCCUUUUUCCACCUCUGACAACCAUAGCCACGAGAAUGGUUGACGUUUUUCUGCUCUUUUCUGUAGGGCAUCACGGAAACACGGAGAAUAUCACGAGAACGGGCAGAUUAACGUCGACCAGAGACCUCAUAAAAUGGUGCACUCGUGCGAUAGACAAUUUCGAAGUUUCCUCGCCAGAUUCAGCCUUGAAAAUCUUCCAAGAUGCCAUUGAUAUAUUCUGCUGUUCGGUAAGCGACCGAAAUCUGAGAUUGGAACUCGCAACCGCGAUUGGACACACCCUCGGUAUCGUAAAAACAAAAGCUGAGUAUUUUUGCAACACGCACAAACCGACGAUCAACUUGUUCGGAGAAUUUUUCCAAGCCGGACGAGCAAAAGUUCGGAGAAAAAAAUCGAGUCAUGCUCAGUUGGAACAAACGAGAGUCAAAUUUUCGUUCACGAGACCAUCCGCGACUUUGCUCGAGCGUGUCACCAGUUGCGUCGCUCAAAGGGAACCGGUGCUUUUGGUUGGUGAAACCGGAACCGGAAAAACGAGCUCGAUACAGUAUCUCGCAAAAAGCACAGGCCACAAGCUCGUCGUGAUAAAUAUGAAUCAACAGAGCGAAAGUGCUGAUUUACUCGGUGGUUACAAACCAGUGGAUUUCAAAUAUUUGAUAACGCCAACGAGGGAAGAAUUUGAGAUGCUUUUUCGUUCGUACUUCGCUCUUGAGCCGAACAAAAAGUUUCUCGAGCAUAUUGCGACGUGCUACAAACAGCAAAGGUGGAAAACUCUCGUGGGCCUCAUGUGUCACAGCGCCGGAGCUGCGGUCAAGAGAUUGAGAACGAACGUCGAGGAGGGAACGAAAUUAACGAAAGAAAAUGUUGCCAGACAGAACAAGAGUUUCGAAACGACGGGAAGGAAUGAUCAUCAAAGCAAGAGCGAAUUGCUGAUGAAGUGGCAAAAAUUGCUAGUCAAAUUAGAAAAAUUGAAGAGUCAAGUAAAGACACAUUUUUCUUUGGCUUUCGCGUUUCUUGAGGGAAGCUUAAUAAAAGCGCUUCACGAAGGUCACUGGGUAUUGUUGGACGAGAUAAACCUCGCUUCGUCCGAAACCCUCGAAUGCUUGUCCGGUCUUUUGGAGGGCGCGACCGGUUCGUUGUCGCUGCUCGAGCGCGGCGACAGCGAAACGAUUGAGAGACAUCCCGAUUUCACGAUUUUCGCUUGUAUGAAUCCUGCGACGGAUGUUGGUAAAAAAGAACUACCGAUCGGCUUGAGAAAUCGAUUCACCGAGUUUUACGUCGAUGAACUCACCGAGAGAAACGAUCUCGAGCUGCUCGUUAACUCGUAUCUCAGCGACGCCGAUUUGACGACGGAGAAGCAAGAAUCUAUCGUUAAAUUUUAUCUCAACGUACGUAAAGAAGCUUUGCUCUCAUUGAACGAUGGAACUGGACACAGGCCGCAUUACAGUUUGAGAACGCUUUGCCGAGCCUUGAGCGUCGCGUCCGCCAACCCGUGCGCAAACAUUCAACGCUCCCUCUACGAAGCCUUUUGUCUCAGUUUCCUCACCCAAUUGGAUUACAACUCUUAUCCGAUUGUGGAAAAGCUCAUAGGACGAGCGAUCCUUGAGGUCAAAAUGGCUAAAGCAAUUCUUAGCACACCGAUACCGAAACCAGGCUGCGGCGAGAACGAGGAUUUCAUCAAUUUUGAGGGCUACUGGAUCGUCAAGGGUAACCUCGAGACUGAAGUACCGAAAAAUUACAUUCUUACGAAUUCCGUUAGAAGGAACUUACGGGAUCUCGUUCGAGUUGUUUCGAUUGGCAAAAUUCCUGUGCUUCUGCAAGGUGACACUUCCGUAGGAAAAACGAGUUUGAUUACUUAUCUCGCUAAAUCAUCGGGUCACACUUGCUUACGAAUAAACAAUCACGAGCACACGGACCUUCAGGAAUACGUUGGAAGUUACGUGGCCGACGGGGCUGGCCGAUUGGUUUUUAAGGAGGGAAUAUUGGUCGAGGCAAUGAGGAAAGGCCAUUGGAUUAUUUUGGACGAAUUGAAUUUGGCGCCGAGCGACGUUUUGGAAGCUCUCAAUCGUGUUCUCGACGACAAUCGGGAAUUGUUCAUUCCCGAGACCCAACAGACCGUCAAAGCCCAUCCGAAUUUCAUGCUUUUCGCUACACAAAAUCCACCCGGUCUCUACGGUGGACGGAAAGUUCUCUCACGAGCAUUUAGAAAUCGUUUCGUCGAGCUCCACUUCGACGAAAUACCCGCCGAUGAGUUGCAAAUCAUUUUACACGAAAGAUGUCACAUGCCCGUUUCCUAUUGCAAGCAGAUAAUAAAUGUGAUGAUCGAGCUACAAACUCGACGAAAAAGCACCGCAGCUUUUCAGGGCAAACACGGAUUCAUAACGCUUCGCGACCUCUUUCGAUGGGGGGAACGAUAUCGUUUGGCCGGAGAUGUCGGUGAAGGAUUAUACGAUUGGAGCCAACACUUGGCAGACGAGGGAUAUCUCGUGCUUGCUGCUAAAGUCCGCAAGCCCGAGGAAGCACUGGAAAUAAGAGAAGUCAUUAAAAAGCAUCUCAAGAAGGACGUCGAUCCCUCCAGUUUGUUUAGUCUUCACGAGAAAACUUCUAGCGUGACGAAAUACAUUCUCGAGGAAAUUUUGCGAGGCCAGAAUAAUUCGACCUUCGGACACGUCGUUUGGACCUAUCACAUGAGACGAAUGGCUGUCCUCGUCAGAAAAUCUUGUCAAUUCAAAGAACCCGUUCUCCUGGUUGGUGAAACUGGAGGUGGAAAAACCACCAUUUGCCAAUUGAUCGCCUUCAUGAGCAAUCAAAGUCUUUAUUCUGUCAAUUGCCACAUGCACACUGAAUCCUCAGAUUUUCUCGGCAAUCUCAGACCCGUCAGAGAUCACUCCGAUUCCGAGAGCCAUAAACUGUUUGAGUGGGUCGACGGUCCCCUUAUCCAAGCCAUGCGCAAGGGAGAUUUAUUCCUCGCUGAUGAAAUUUCACUCGCUGACGACAGCGUUUUGGAAAGACUUAAUUCUCUUCUCGAACCCGAACGAAGUCUUCUUCUGGCUGAGAAAAGUUCCGAUUCCACGGAUUCUGGAGAGUCUGAUUGCAUUAUAACAGCGAAUGAAAAAUUCCAAUUUAUCGGAACUAUGAAUCCCGGCGGUGAUUACGGCAAGAAAGAAUUGUCACCGGCGCUGAGGAAUCGUUUCACGGAAAUUUGGUGCGAAGGUUGUGCCGAGAGAUCCGAUUUGCAGGCGAUUGUUGAGCACAACUUGAACGCAAACGUACGAGAAAAACGUGAAAUAAUUUCGACUUCGAUGCUGACCUUUGUCGAUUGGUUGAAAAAUUCCGAAGUUGGCAAACGCUUUACAGUCAGCAUUCGUGAUAUUUUGACUUGGGUUAAUUUCAUGAAUUCUUGUACCGGAGAAAAUCAAGUUUCCAAAUUAAGUUUGGCUGAUGCCUACUUACAUGGCGCUUGUCUCACUUAUAUCGACAGUCUUGGAUCUGGACUCACAGGCAUGGAAAGCGUUGAAAAGUUGGAGACAUUCCGUAACAGCGCCGUAGGAAUUCUGAAGAAUCAAGUGGUCGAUGCAAUGUCAGAGCCAAGCGGUGUCGAAACUGCGCUCGAAGUUGACGAGACAGUGGACGAAAGUUCACGAAACGUGUUCGGAAUAGCGCCAUUCUUUAUUCGGAAAAAAGUCGAUAGCGGAAACGACGAGCAACGUUUCACGUUCGCAGCCCCUACAACUAGAUCCAACACGUUGAAGUUGUUGAGAGCUCUCCAGUUGAAAAAACCUUUGUUACUGGAGGGCAGUCCGGGAGUUGGAAAAACCAGUUUGGUCGCAGCUUUGGCAAAAUCAUCCGGCCACCGUUUGCUUCGAAUCAAUUUGAGUGAUCAAACGGACGUUUCGGAUCUAUUUGGAGCGGACCUUCCUGUCGAAGGUGGAAAAGGUGGCGAAUUUGCGUGGAAAGACGGGCCAUUUUUGCGUGCUUUACGAGCGGGUGAUUGGAUUUUAUUGGACGAGCUGAAUCUCGCUUCGCAAUCGGUUCUCGAGGGAUUAAACGCUUGUUUGGAUCAUCGAGGUGAAAUAUACGUCCCCGAGCUCGGUCGUACAUUCACGGUAAAGCCAGCGACAAAGCUGUUCGGCUGCCAAAACCCUCUGAGACAGGGUGGGGCCAGAAGGGGUCUGCCAAAGUCGUUUUUGAAUCGAUUCACUCAAGUGUACAUCGAUGCCCUGACUGACGACGAUUUGAAGCUCAUAUCGAGCAAUCAGUUUCCCCAAAUUCCAUCGAGGACGCUUGAAAAAAUGGUCGAUUUUAACUCGAGGCUAUCCAAAGAAGCUGGCACUUGUUGGGCUCACAUUGGAUCACCCUGGGAAAUGAAUCUCCGGGACAUAACUCGAUGGUGCGAAGUCGUCGUUGCAGCGGCUCGCAGCGAUUCUACGGAUAACGAAGUUUCUUUCAAUCCCGGGAAUGGCGUUGAAUUAAUAUACGUCGACAGAAUGAGGACUGAGGAAGAUCGGGAGAAAGUACGACAAGUUUACCGAGAAAUUUUCUCCAUUGAGGAAUUCCCUGUGAGCCCAGCACAACCGAUCGCUCAUGUCACAGAGAAAAAAGUUUAUUUCGGUGACGUCAGCUUAACUCGAGAGGAAUAUUUCAACGGCUACGAUCACAAUCUGUUGUUGCUUCGCGAUCAAAUUCCUGCUUUAAAGAGUCUCGCUCGAUGCGUACAGAUGAACUGGAUGCCUAUUCUGGUCGGUGCUCCGGGAUGUGGCAAGAGCAGUGUCGUCCGUGUUCUGGCUCAGUUAACAGGACAACGUUUGAGAUCGAUCGUAGUCAAUUCGGCGAUGGAUACAACGGAGAUUCUCGGCGGCUUCGAACAGACGGACUAUAAUCGACACUUGGAAAAUCUUCUAGACCAGGUCGAGAGUCUCCUCGUCGAAUAUCUUAAACGGAGAUUGAACGACAAUGGCCUCAAACAAAUGGUCGAGUAUCACAGCUGGCUGGAAAGAGUCCAGAAUCUUUCGCAUGACGAAAAUCACAAAGUUACAAUGGCUGCCGAAACGGAACUUUUUCUUCGUCGUACAAAAGAAUUGUGGAAGCUCGUUACAGCGAUGAAGAGCUUGGUCGAUAUUCCGACUUCAGAACUGCAAGUGAUUGACGAACAAUUGAAAAAAUUGGCGCACAACGUCAAAGAAGAUAAGUGCUUGAAUGCAGGUGGAAAAUUCGAGUGGGUUGACAGCAUUCUCGUAAAGUGUCUUCAGGAAGGCUCUUGGCUUCUGUUGGACCAAGUUAAUUUAUGCAGUCCCGCAGUAUUGGACAGACUGAACGGGCUUUUAGAGCCUGGCGGUGUUCUCACUAUCGGAGAACGUGGAGUUGCCAACGACGGUGAUAUCUUAACUAUUAAGCCACACAAAAACUUUAGGCUUUUCUUAACGAUGGAUCCACGCUAUGGAGAGAUUUCGAGAGCAAUGCGGAACAGAGGAGUAGAAAUUUUCAUGCUCGGUCACAGGGAGAGAUGCGAGAAUGACGUUCUAGAUCUGAAGUCUCUUCUUCACAGUCUUGGCCUCGAGAGAUCGAAUCAUCAAGAAGCUUUGUUGGAAAUACACGAAAAAAUAUCUUCUGAGGAUGUGACAUCGGAUAAGUUGAGUGUCGUGCACCUUUUGCAUUCGGCAUUUUUAAUAAAUCAACAAAUAUCGCGAGGUUUUCCAGCUUUCGAGGCAUUCAGGAUCUCUUGUAUCGACGUUUACGUAAAAUCGCGCUGCAUUCAAGGAACUCUUGCCAAGGAACGUCUGAAAUCACUGAUCGAAGAGGCCAUCAAUCGUCACGACGUUUCUACCUGCACGACCAAUUUCUUCGAUCUCGCUGCUGUUACUCCGAAGAUACGCGAUUUCCAGGAUAAUUCAAGACUCACGAUCGUCAGGCAACAAGGAUUCCUCCUGGAUGCAGCAUUGCGUAUCCACGAGUCUGCAGUCGAGAAAUAUGGGACGAAUCUGAAUUUGUAUCCAACUACCUCGCUGCUGAAUGAAUAUUUGAAAAUAUCGAAAAUUCGGGGGCCUGAGAACGAUUUCCAUAUCGUUAAAAUAUUGCCCUAUUUGUUAUUGAAUUUCUACGAGAAUUCGUCCUUGAACGAUGUCCAGUUAAGAGAGCGUUGGGUUGGGCAAAUAACGUCGGAAACGAGAGACCAAUUAUCGAAGACGGUAAAAGAACGGAGUGAAUUGUUAGCUCGAGAAAUAGCUGGAUCAAAACACGAAUUCGGGCUCGAUAUAUUACCCUGGGAUCCUACAAACUUGCCAAAUGUCAUGGAUAACGUCGCCAACCUUGACAAAGCAAAUCGUUUGGCUCUAAUUUUGUACUUGAUCGCUAUGAAUAUGCAGUACGAAACGAUACUCGACGAUACGUGUUUGGACAAGGAUGAGAAAAUCAUUACCGUUUUCCAGUACUCAAACUCCGUCUAUCAUGGGAAACUAACGUCACACUUGAAAAAUCAGCCGCUGAUAACGAAUUUCGUGAUGUUUAUCGCUCAAUUAAAUUCUUGCGUGAAUUCAAUAUUCCGGGAUGAUUCGACUGUGGUAACGAGCGAGGAAUACGUAGAGCUCCGAAGAAACCUUGCUUGGCUGGAAAGAUUCUACACAUUGGGAAAAUUGCCGCUUGUCGAUAGAACGGAAAAGACGUCAAACAUUUAUGGCAGUCUCGACGAGACGAUCCUCAUGCUCAGAGUUCACUACAAGUGGCUCGUUAAAUUCGUCAAAAGCUUAUUCGCGCUGAGUGGAAAAUUCAACUUGAGCAAUGAAUCUAAAGGGGAGAUUGAAAGAUUGACUGUGAUGAUUGAAAGCAUUAACGAGAGCGUCAAAUCUGUUGAUGACCCUUUCAGAAAAAUAGCUAAGCGUUUGAAAAAAUACCUCGUUAUGCCACUUCCUUUUUCAUCGGAAACCGGAGCGUUGGUUUAUUCACACGUGAAAAAAUUGUCCAACGAAUUAGGACUCUGCGCGACGGAUCGUGGUGACAGUACUUUGAAGGCCGAAUUGAAAAUAAUUCUUUUGCAAAACGACGAAACGGUCAAAAUUCGAACAGGACUAAUGAACGUUUGGAAAAGUUUCUACGACGAUCGUGAUUCCGACGAGUCGGUCCUACAAAUCUUACACGAUACCGAAGAGUUUUGCAAUCGUUUGAAUUUAGGACUACGAACGCCAGUCGAGAUGUCUCAAGCUCUCGCACACAUUCAAACAUAUCGCGAUCGUGAUCUCAUCGAUUUAUCGAUUAAGGUUCAGCUCUGGCCGAUCUACGAGUACAUAUUUUUCGUGCUGGCUAACAAUUUUCACAGAAAAAUAUCCGAAGAUCGAGAGAUCGAAACGAAUAGUCGGGUUUUAGAACAACUGUCGAAAAUUCCAAGUUUACCGAUCAAUUUCGUCGCGCUAUUGAAAGCAAUUGUUCUCCAAGAAAAUGGCUCGAAAGAACGGGAUCGUAUGAAACACGAAAUAUUCCCCCAACUCGAUCGUUUUAUCGGAAGGUCCUGUGCUUUUUACGAUUCGAAGAAUUUCCUCCGUUGGCAAGGAAUCAGCGAGAUGGACAUGGAAAAAUCGAUAACGGGCUUUGAGACUUGCAAGGUUAUCAAUCCUAUCGAUUCUCCGAUUCUUGCGAACUUGGUAUCGGAAUUGAUAAUCAACAAGUGCAAAACGGUUCAUGAAAAGUCGAUUCUCGCGACAGCUCGUCUAGGUACAUAUAAAUCGAGAAUGAGCCAAUUAAAAACACUGAACGAGGUGUUAUGGCGUAACAGCGUAGCUCUCAACUCACCGGAUUACGACAGAUCUCGAAACGAUCGUUUGACACUGCUCUCUUAUCUCAAAGUUUUCUUGAACGCCGAAGAAAAAAUGGCGAAUGAACGAGAUGUCGGUCUCGUUUUAGAAACAGAAAUGGCGAAGCAGAAGGAUAACGUUCGAAUGGAGCUGGAGGAAAAGUUCAAGAGAGAUUACGUCGAGCCACUGAACGAGUUGAAGAGAAAAACUAGAGAGAUUUCGGAAUCGUCAGAACCGCGAGAUAACGAGCACCUCGAAAGAGCCAAAGCGUGGAUCAUUCUUGGAUAUCUUCAAGUAUUUUUAUUCGGAAAUCUUGGCCACAUUGAUCCGAUUCAUAAAAUAAGUCUGAAACUUCGUUACGUUGAGGAAGAUAUCGAGGAUUGUAGAAAGACGAUUUACGUGGCGAGCCUCCAUUCACGAAUUCGUGGUGACUUCUUCCCCAGUACGAAUACAUCAUCCCGUACGCUUGAGACAAGAGAUCGUCUCGUGUCACUGGAGAGUGAGAGGAACGAGCUCAAAACUUGCAAAGCUGUACGCCCAUUGAGCACGGAAUUCGUAGGAUUGGCUAAGGAAACUCACAACUUUCGGAACAGCCUAAUGUCCUGGCAAGCGAUCACAAAAAUAAUGAGCAAAUUAUUGCAUGCCAGUGAACAAUUGAAUACUCGAGGGACCCUCAACUCCGGUGUUAUCUCACCAGCCAACGACGGAAUUCAAGAGGCUGAAAUAUGGCAAGAAUCCUUGCAAAGAUUUGCCGAACAAUUGGACAAUAAAUAUUCCUCGGGUUAUCCCGAUAUCGUAAUUCCUUUCUUAACAGCAAUCGCCCAACUCAGACACGGCGUUCGAAUUCUCAGCGACGAAGUUAAAAGAUUGAUUAAUCUUAGAACAUGCAACGAGAAUGGCGAAGCCGUAGAAAAUCUGCUGCACAAUCUCGUACGUUUUCCAACCAUCGGUAACGGGCAAAGUGAUCUUCUGAGCCUCGUAGAGGUUUGUACAUCCCCCGAAACUCGUGAGAUAAUAAACAAAAGUAUGAACAACGAGAGCAACGGUUCCUUCGUUUCACUGUGUGAGCAGUUCCGCAUGGUGAAAGUAGGACUCUUCGAGCUCUACAAUCGCAUCAGUCUCGAGGGUCAACUGGACGUUACCUCGUGGCACAAGCUCAAUGUUCUCCUCCAACAGAUCGUCUUGAUCUGGCAGAGCCAGCGGGAUGAAAGUAAAAAGCGUGCUGCUGCAGAGGACAGUCUCUACGUGAACAAAGCAAAGAUUCAAGGCAGUUGUCCCACCGAAGAGGAAGAAAUAACUCGGGAACUUCGUACUUUGUUCCCGACAUCGAGGGACGAGGAUUUCAUGGAUAUCGAAGAAUCGAACUUACCGACGUUGGAACGCGUAGAAACUAAUCGAAACGACGAAGAGAACAAGGAUGCAACCAGUUCACGUUACGCUGGCCUCGUUACCGACACUGAUGUUAACGAAGUUCGCGUCAUACAUUCCCAAAUUGUAAAUCACUUCGUCAGAGCCGCUUGGUUGAGGAAAAGAGUGGAUAACAUCGAGAGAAAUUAUGUUGAGCCAUUGAUACAGCGGUACAACACGUUUUCUCUCAUGCUCGAGAACCUCUUACCGGCUAUGGAUUGUCGCUUGAACACCAAGCUCUACACAAGCUUGAACUUUUUGACAGCCGUCACUGUACGCACGAGCGAAGGCCAUGCCGACAAUCUUCGAGACGCUAUGACGGAGAAUGGAUCAAUCAUUAAGGGUAGAACGUACGAUUAUUACAAAAGCAGCAACGUUGAAGAGGCCAGACAAUGUUUGCCAAUUUUGGAAGCGAUCGUUGACAGAGUUGAAGGUUUCCUCAAAGAAUGGCCAGAGCACCCGACCCUCGGAUCCAUCAAAUCGAUCAUUCAGAGGAUCCACGGGUUCUCGAUAACUUCACCUAUCUCGAGAUUCCUAACAGGCCUCGAAUUAUUGCUCGUGAAAAUGAAAGAAUGGGAGGAGAAUGCCCACAGCGGAGUCAGCUUAUCCGAGCUGUCGCUAUCCCUGACUCAACAAAUAAUAUCUUGGCGCAGACUCGAGCUAGCCUGCUGGAAAGAUUGCUUGAAUUCUGCUCACGAAAGACUCGCCUCGAAAGCUUCCAAAUGGUGGUUUUUCCUUUACGCCCUCGUUGAAUCUUACGCAACAAAUUCUUCCUUAGAAGUCGACGUCCCAGCAGCUGACGAGACUGUGGAAGUGCCUAAAUCAGACGAACCCGUGACAUCGAAGAAACUGAUCGAAUUGCUCGAAGCUUUCAUCAGCGGUUCGUCACUCGUUGAGUUCCAGCCAAGACUGGAUCUUCUUCACACUUUCCACUGCCACGUUUACCACAUGCAACGAUCUACCGAACGCGAUCAACUGCUCGCCAUAUUCUGGAACGUUUACAAUUAUUACAAGCAGUUCAGUUCCGAUGUAGACCGGAAAAUGAAAUCUAUCAAAGCCCCGAUCGAGAAGAAACUUCGCGAUUUCGUGAAAAUAGCUCGCUGGAAUGACAUCAACUACUGGUCGGUAAAAGAGACCGUUGAAAAGACCCACAGAACAUUGCACAAAUUCAUCCGCGAAUACGAGACCGGUCUCGGAAUCAGCGUAGCCACUUGUCUGCUGAUCAAAUCGUCGAAUUAUAGUUCUGAGGGCGACAAGGGUGAAUGGGACAGAUCGAAAAUCCGUGAUUACUCCAUAGACCCACAAGACUUUGCUUAUCCCGGCAAGAAAGUGUUUGCUCAGUUUUCUAACGAAGAAAUGAAAAGUCUUUACGAAGCUAACAAUCUCAUUGCACGAAUGGAAAACUUGUUCGUCAAAGCGAAAAGUCUGAGCAAAGAGACCAUCUUGAUGUCUUCCUACCCAAGCUUGCGAUCCGGUCUCGAAGAAUUCAUGGAAAACGUGAUUUCUCAUGCAGUUCAUUUGAAAAACAUGGAUAUCGAUCGGACUCUACCAAAACCGAAGCAAAAAGCACACGCUAAGAGUAUUCUUCAACAGAAAAAAAUGGCGCUUGCUGAUUACUUCAAAACGAUGUCACACAUCGGCGUUUCCUACAGGACUGGAACGCUCGCGUGGAAAAAUCGACAAAAUGACGUUAUCGAUCUUACAGUACCACCGGUCGAUUUGUCCGCGCCCCUCCAACGUUUGGACCAUGGCAAGGUCGACAAACAACUUUUGGCUCAGUGGGAAGGCUGCGAAAAUUAUUAUUACAAAUCUUUGGCACGAUUGAACGCACUGAACCUUGCAUUUACUAAGAUGCAAUCUGAUCUUGGUAUGCCGAACAUGGAAAGAUGCUCAGGUUACUCCAAUCACAUUAUGCUCAUGGCGCAUCAACAGAAGAGAUUGAUCGCCGACUCUUUCGACUCGUACUUUUCGCUCAGGAGCCACGUUGCCAAUUUGACGAAUAUUCUCGAUUCUCCUACGAAUGGUUCGGGCGAUCGUGAAUGCUACGAUUGUGCCAAAAAUCUUAAAAAACUCCUCACCACUGUUGGAAGCGGCUUGGAACAGUUGAUGCUUUAUCUGCAAGCUUGCCCUGCUGAUCCAGGCCUGGAUUCAAGCACGGAAGCUUUGACCCUUGAAACGAGCAAUUUGGCAAUUAUUAAUGCAACGAGAAACGAUCCCGUCUGGGAAGCAGCUAAUUCCCUUUUGCAACGUUCUCUCGUCUCAUUGAAUCCGAUCACCGAGUCUUACGAGAAAUUGUUUCACGUUGAAGUCACGAUUCUCACUCCGGUUCAUUAUAAAUUUUUGAACGAAAGCAACAAAACUUUGUUAAACGUGAAAAAUUGUGUUCGGGAUUUCGCCAAUGUUUUCUCCAACGAGGUUGAGAAAUCUCAUCCAAUUGUCCAGAGCGUCGAAUUUUUGCAGUCGAUUAUAGACGAAUGGAUGGAAAAAUUCCUGCUGUUGGAAGUAUCUGACAAUGUGUCUGAAGACGUUGGCACCAGUAACGAAGACAAAAGUGGCGAAUGUGUUUCGGACAUUGAAGUAUUGAUCACUACAAUGUUACUUGCCAUUCAGCAAAAAUAUAAGGAAGCAUCGGUCGAUAGCGAAGUAGCAGUUCCAGGGGCCGAAGAAAACACCACCGUAAACGUCGACGAUGAAAAUAUAAACGCGAAAGAGCAAGGCGAAGAUGCAGUCGAAGAAGAAAACGACAUGGAGGAAAACAGUUUUCGUGAAAAAUUGAUAGAAUCUUUGGCAAAGGAUAUCACGAGCCUGCGAUUGCGAGAAGUGCAUCAGUGCCUCUUGAACUCCUUAACAAUAACAGCCAACGUGGAUUCCUCGUCAUCCUUCAAACGAAAAACUUUGCUAGCUCGAUGUCUACCUCUUCUCAAACAGUAUCUUCUCUUUUCGCAGUUUUAUUUGAACGAGCAAGUCGGAACUUAUCGUACAACCUGCAAACUGUUGAAUCUGCAGCUAAGCGUUUUUCUCGAUUUAGCCACGAAUGGUUUCUGCAUACCGAAAGAUUUGGAUCUCGAGGAAGGUGACGGGGAGGAGACUAAGGAGGGAAAAACGCAAAAUGGUAUGGGCCUGGGCGACGGGGAGGGUGAAAAAGACGUUUCCGACAGGAUCGAGACGGAAGAUCAAUUGGAUGAGGCAAGACCAGCCGAUCAGGAGAAAGACAAGCAGGAGGACAAGGAUUGCAAGGAAGAAGAAAAUGGUAUCGACAUGUCCGAGGAUUUCGAAGGUAAAAUGCAGGAUAUUGAGAAAGACGAGAACGACGAGAACGAGGGUAAGAGUGAAGAUGAGAACGAAGAAGAUUUGGACAAAGAAAUGGGCGAGACGGAGCAAGGAGCUGAUGCGCUUGACGAAGAAAUUUGGGGCGACGACAAGGAUGAAUCCUCGAAUGAGAAUGAGAACGACAAGGAAGAAGACGAUUUGGGCAGAGGCGAGGAAAUCGGUGAGAAAGAAAUGACCGCUAAGGACGACAAUAAAAAGAAGAACGAGGAUAACGAGCGGCAGGAAGAUGGGGAUAGGCGCGAGGAGGAGAAGCAAGAAAUCAAUGAGAUGAACGAGCCUGAAGUGAACGACGAUCAGAUCGAUCCUUAUCACGGAAAUCAACAACCACCUCCCGAACCUGAGCCCAUGGAUCUUCCGGAUGACAUUAAUUUGGAUGGAGAAGAGGCCGACGAUAAGCAGCAAGGUGACGAAGAAAAUCCCUUCGAUAUCGACGAGAUGAAAGAUUGUAUGCCACCACCGGAAAAGGAGGAAACGGCGGAGGGUGAAGACGAGCAAGACCAAAAAGAAGAAAACAACGAACCGGAGGAUUCGAGCGACGAAGAAGACAACGCUGUGGAAGGCGGCGAUGCGAAAGCGACGAAUGAGGACGCAGCGGAGGACGAACCGUCGGAAACCGAGCCUGAGAACGAUCCCAAGUCUCAAGUGCCGGAGAAAAAAGACGAAGAUUCACAGGAAGAGGAAAAUGAAAAUAAACCUGAUGACGGAGCUGAAGAAAAAGCAGCACCAAGCAUCGACGAUCCCAGCAAAGAACUGGACGCGGCUGAUCAACCAGAAGCAAACAAGGAUGGCACACGUGACCGAACCGCUGAUCAGCCCAACGUCGAUGAGCAGCAGGAAUCUACAGCCGAGAACAACCAAGACGAUAGCAACAAUCGUGGAACCGGUAACGCGCAAUCAGAACAGCAGGAAACUGGACAUUCCGGAGAUUCGAUGCAAAAUAUAGCGCCCGUCCAGCAUCGAGAGAACGAGAAACAACAGAUCGAAAAGCGAAAGAAUCCCGGCGAGAGCGAUGAGAAUCGUUCCCUCGUGGACCAACUUCAACCAGAUAAAAAGAAGAUGAAAAUGAUACAUUCCAGGGAAGAAACGACUGAGGAUAACCCGGAGGAAGAAGGAGCUGAUUCGGAUGAAGAUACGAAUGACGUCGACAUGUGUCAGCAUGUCAAAAGUUCAGAGAAACACAACGACCAAGCCAUGGACGCAGCUACCAAAGAGCAGGUUAAGCAGCAAGCUGCCAACAAAGAGAACGAAGAAGAGAAGAAAGAGGAUGACGAGUCCAUGGAAAUUGAGAUGAACGUUGACGACGAAGAAGAUUUGAAGGAAGAAAAAGACAUAAGAACCGAAAAGUCUGCCGAGGUGCCUUCUGCUGGAGAACAGGAGAAGGAGAAAACGAAGAACGAUACAAAGGGCAGCAACUCGGAGGACCCCCGAAUCGAGAGUGUCGUUGAAACCGAAGGAGAUGUUGCUCCAACCACACGAGUUGACCGGGGAGCUGAAUCAGCUUUCUUCACCAACACUCUCGAGCCGAAUAUCUUGUCUUCCAUCCAAGCAUCCAGCAAACGUAUGGAAGUUGAAAACAUGCUGAGCAAAUGGACUUACGUUCCUUCGACCGACGAAGCACUCGCGGCUUGGAAUUGUUUGAGCAGCGUUGUCGAAGCUCCUGCAAGGGAUUUGGCCGAAAAAUUGCGACUCGUUUUGGAACCGACGCAGGCGACCAGGCUCAAGGGCGAUUACAGAACCGGAAGAAGAAUAAACAUGAGGAAAAUCAUUCCAUAUAUAGCUAGUCAAUUUAGAAAGGAUAAAAUCUGGCUCAGACGUACGAAACCGUCCAAAAGAGAUUAUCAAAUUGUUUUAGCCCUCGAUGACAGCAGCAGCAUGGCCGACAACCACUCGAAAGAACUGGCUUUCGAAUCCAUGUCUCUCAUCAGCAAAGCCAUGGGAUAUCUUGAAGUUGGGGAACUUAGCGUUAUCAGUUUCGGAGAGACUGCGACUGUUCUUCAUCCUCUUGGACAGCCAUUCACGGAAAACAGUGGUUCGAGAUUAAUCCAAGAAAUGAGAUUCGAUCAGAAGAAAACUAAAGUUGGACAAUUGGUGGACUUCACCGUCGACAUGUUUGAUAGCCAAAAAAGCUCAAACGACAAUGCAAAAUUGUUAGUCGUCUUGUCGGAUGGUCGUGGAGUUUUUUCUGAGGGCUUGGAUCAAGUCAACGGUGCUGUCAGAAGAGCUAGAUUAGCUGACAUAUUCCUCGUCUUCAUCAUAGUCGAUAAUCCACUUAAUAAGGACUCGAUACUGGAUAUUCGUAUGCCAGUUUUCGAGGGAGGUAAACUGCUUGGAAUAAAAUCUUAUAUGGACAGUUUUCCAUUCCCAUUUUACAUGAUACUCAGAGACAUAAACGCUUUGCCUGGUGUCUUGAGUGACGCCUUAAGACAGUGGUUCGAAGUGGUUGGAAAAAUCGAUUCUUGAGUAUAUUCGCAAUUAAUUCUUUUGCAUUAUUUCAUGAAUACAGUUUUUAAUCGAAAAACAAAUUCAAUCAGUGUGUAUAGUAAAUAAAUAUGAAUACAAUGUAA
This is a messenger RNA of Venturia canescens, 16600 nucleotides long. Its product is annotated as midasin. The transcript has 16 exons. Lineage: Eukaryota; Metazoa; Arthropoda; Insecta; Hymenoptera; Ichneumonidae. Gene Ontology annotation, molecular function: ATP hydrolysis activity; ATP binding. Gene Ontology annotation, biological process: ribosomal large subunit assembly; ribosomal large subunit export from nucleus. The record is from RefSeq and is a predicted model, not a curated record. Bases 156 to 16496 code for a protein of 5446 amino acids. Gene Ontology annotation, cellular component: nucleus; preribosome, large subunit precursor.